AUGACAGUCAAUGCCAAUGUUGUGCCGAAAAUUACAGGAACUAUACCGAGAAGACCCAUACCACAAAUUGCCAGGGAAAAGUUGUUUAGCUUGUGUAGACAUCUCCAGAUGUCUGAUACUAUUCCAACAACCUUUGAAGAUUCUAGAGUAGACAUACUCAUUGGAAAUGACUAUUACCUUGAUAUCAUCUCAUCUGAGAAAAUAGGGGUACAAGAAGGACUGUAUUUAUUAGGAUCCAAACUUGGAUGGAUCAUAACAGGAAGAACUCACAGCAGUAAUGAAAAGAGAAAAGAACAUCAGAUGAUGAUAGCAAAUGGAUUACUGUCAAUUACAGAGUGUUGUCUUCGUUCUUCAGAGAGACGUUUGCCAGUGAAACCUCUACUUGAAGACUUUUGGAAUUUAGAGACUAUAGGAAUUAAAGUCUCCCCCUAUACAUCAGAUGAUGAGGAAGCACUGAGAAAUGUCAAUAGCACCUUGGAGAUGGAAAAUAAUAGGUAUCAUGUCACUUGGCCAUGGAAGAGUUCAUGUCCAGAACUUCCUGAAAACAGAGAACUUGCCUAUGGAAGGUUCAAGUCACUUGUACACAAGAUGCAAAGCAAGCCUGCCUUCUUACAAAAAUAUGAUGAAAUUAUCCAGGAUCAGUGUACAAAGGGAAUUAUAGAGAAGAUUCCUCACAGUAGUAAAGAAGCAGGAAUAAAGCAUUAUAUCCCACAUCAUGCAGUUAUCGACCCAACGAAGCCAACCACAAAAGUUAGGAUCGUAUAUGAUGCAUCAGCAAAGUCAAAACCGAGUAACCUCAGUCUCAAUGAAUGUCUACACAAAGGACCUGUUAUGCUACAGGAUUUAUAUAGACUACUGUCGCGCUUCAGAAUGAAUAGGAUUGGAAUUGUAGCUUACGUACAGAAAGCUUUCCUGCAAGAUGGAUUGCAGCUCAAAGACCGAUAUGCCACCAGAUUCUUUUGUGAAACAGCUGAAAAUAUUAGAAACAAUAUCUACGUUGACAAUGUAAUCACUGGAGUAGAUACUGUUACAGAUGCAGAAGUUCUAUACAAGGAUAGUAAAGAGAUAUUUAGUGCUGUGUCAAUGAACCUCAGAGAUUGGGCUUCAAACAACAAGAAAUUUUACAACUCCAUUCCAAAAUCAGAUCAGUCUGUGAGAGAGAAGAUGAAGAUCUUAGGAUUGACAUGGAUCCUCACAGAAGUCAUGCCAGUUACAAAAAGAGAAGUACUGCAGCGAAUGGCAUCUAUAUAUGACCCACUUGGAUUUUUCACUCCAGUGACUUUAAAAACAAAGCUAUUUCUCCAGAUGUUGUGGAGGAAGAAUCUAGAUUGGGAUGAACAGCUUACAGAAGAAGAUGUUCAGCAAUGGCAACUUAUAUUUACAGACCUACAAGAUAUUCCACAGUGCCACACGCCAAGAUACAUUGGACUAUCAGGAGAAGUUACCUGCAGAUUGCUUUGCUUUUGUGAUGCCUCUACAAAAGCGUAUGCCACUUCUGUUUACCUGCAGAUAUUCAACAGGAAAACAAGAACAUGCAAUCUUGUAUUUUCCAAGAUUCGUCUGGCACCUGACAAGAAGAUCUCUCUUCCCAGACUGGAGUUAUUAGCAGUUCUCAUAGGGGUUCGUGAUAUCGCAAGUCGUGGAACAACUUUUUUCUCCAUUAGAAAGAACAAAAAUUGGUGGAAUGGUCCCUCAUGGUUAACAAAGAACAGAAGUGAAUGGCCCACAUGGAAAUUGCUUGACAACCAUGAAAGUAAAGAAGCUAUGGAGUCGGAGUACAGAGAUUCAAAGGUACUGUUUGAAGCUAAAUUGCUGGUGGGGGAGGGUCCUAGCAGAAUGGCAGAUAGCUCUGACAACCCAUUCUGCCUGGAUGUCAAGGAAAGUUCUUCCUUUACACGUCUUGUGCGAGUUUCCGCCUGGGAUGAUCUUCCUAGAGGGAACUGGAAAAUUGGACGCCUUUGUGAACUAAUUGUGAGUCGGGAUGGAGAAAUGCGCUCGGGAAAAGUGUUGCUUCCCAGCAAAAGGACAAUAAACAGACCAUUGAACUUGUUAUACCCUAUUGAAUGUUCGGAGAAGAGUGAUUCAAAGAAAAGCGUGGAAACAAGUGCAAAUCAAAGUACAGAAAGACCAAAUAGAUUAAACCAGGAACAUUCCAUAGAGGGGAAACCGUGUGUGACUGAUUCAGAUGGAAUUACUUCUGAAAACCGUCCAAAGCGAAGAGCUGCCGGAAAAGCAAAGGAAAAAAUCAAAGACUGGUUGGAUGCGUAA
This is a messenger RNA of Ostrea edulis (European flat oyster), 2268 nucleotides long. RefSeq lists its product as uncharacterized. The transcript is spliced from 4 exons. The record is from RefSeq and is a predicted model, not a curated record. Lineage: Eukaryota; Metazoa; Mollusca; Bivalvia; Ostreida; Ostreidae. Bases 1 to 2268 code for a protein of 755 amino acids.